This is a messenger RNA of Nothoprocta perdicaria, 1122 nucleotides long. RefSeq names its product lipase member K-like. NCBI's taxonomy places the organism in Eukaryota, Metazoa, Chordata, Aves, Tinamiformes, Tinamidae. Bases 37 to 1122 code for a protein of 361 amino acids. The record is from RefSeq and is a predicted model, not a curated record. The transcript has 9 exons. Gene Ontology annotation, molecular function: hydrolase activity, acting on ester bonds. Gene Ontology annotation, biological process: lipid metabolic process.
UUUCGUCUUCCACUUGCUGAGAAUCCAGAAGCACAUAUGAACAUUAGUGAAAUGAUUUCCUUCUGGGGUUWUCCCAGUGAGGAGUAUGAUGUCAUAACAGAAGAUGGUUAUAUCCUUCAGAUUAACAGAAUUCCUCACGGGAGAGGAAAUGCUGAAAACCAAGGCCCAAAGCCCGUGGCAUUUCUGCAGCACGGUUUACUUGGAGAAGGAAGCAUAUGGGUUACUAAUUUGGCUAACAACAGCCUGGGCUUCAUCCUGGCAGACGCCGGCUAUGACGUUUGGAUAGGAAACAGCAGAGGGAACACUUGGUGCAAACGCCAUCUGACUCUGUCCCCCAUGCGGGAGGAAUUCUGGGCUUUCAGCUUUGAUGAAAUGGCUAAGUACGAUCUCCCAGCAAUGCUAAGUUUUAUUGAACAGAAAACCAGACAAAAGCAGCUGUAUUACAUUGGUCAUUCACAAGGCACCACUAUCGCAUUUGUUGCCUUUUCCACUCUACCUGAACUGGCUCAGAAAAUCAAAUUGUACGUUGCUUUAGCCCCUGUGGCCGCUGUUAAAUUUGUUCGAAGUCCAUUAAAAAAGCUCGCACUAUUUUCUGACUAUGGGCUUAAGGCAAUGUUUGGCACCAAGGAAUUCAUGCCACACACUUCCUUUCUUGAACUGCUCAUGGGAAAAUUAUGCCCUUAUUCAAAGACCUGUAGGAACUUUUUGUUUACGCUCUUCGGCUUUAACUGGAGCAAUGUAAAUACGAGCCGAAUUGAUGUGUAUGCAGCACACGCCCCAGCAGGAACAUCAGUGCAAAAUCUCAUCCACUGGGUACAGGGAAUUCAGAGUGGUACACUGAAAGCUUUUSAUGGGGGAAGCAUAUAUAACAAUCUUCGCUACAGCCAGGUGGCUCCACCGCUCUAUGAUGUGAAAAACAUGAACGUGCCAACUGCCAUCUGGAAUGGAGAAACUGACUGUCUGUCUGAUCCUAGGGCUGUUACCCUUCUCCUUCCACAAAUACCUAACCUUGUUUACCACAAAUUAAUUCCUGGGUGGAACCAUUUGGAUUUCUUACUGAAUCUCAAUGUGACAGAGGUUUUAUAUAAAGAAAUCAUUGAUGUGAUGAAGAAGAAUCCAUAA